Molecule: messenger RNA, 2153 nt
Organism: Plectropomus leopardus (leopard coralgrouper)
Lineage: Eukaryota; Metazoa; Chordata; Actinopteri; Perciformes; Serranidae
Source: RefSeq, a predicted model, not a curated record
CCGCGGGAGGCUCAGUUGGUCGCUGGUUUAAUAAAUGUAUUGAAUUCCGCGCUGCUCGUGAACAGGUGUGUGUGUUUUAUAACACGGACGGAGCUCUGCGUGUCUUUAGCUCCUGUCGGAGGCGCGCGGCGGGGAGGCGCGCGGCGGGUCUCCGGACGACGGUUCAAUAAUGUGACGCUUUAGCUCGGUUAGCUUAGCUAGCGGGUUACCAAGGCAACGUUAGCCGUCAGGUGGCUAGCUGUUAGCUCACCGCAGCGGCUGUCUGUUUCUUUUCUAAAAUUUCAUGUUUAUUGACAGCAGGUUGAUUAUUUACGGUUCUCUUAGGCGCCGAAUCAAGUCUAAAUAUGUAAUUAUAUAAAUUAUAUAGGUUUAGUCAGUAUCCUCUCAGAGCAAAUAAUUCCAAUUUCAGUGAAUUUCUAUUUUUAUUUACGGAGUUCGUUCAGUGCAUCUGUCUCCGUUUUUUCGGGGUCUUCUCUUUAGUAAAAGUGGAUUUUUCUUUAAAACAGGACGUUUUAUCGCGUCUUUUUAAAUGCCGAAUCGCAGAACAUUGUUAUAAUAUGCGAAGUAUUUGACAUUUGGUUGAGUGACUCAUAUAUUAUUGAGCAGAUAAGCGCAACAUCAGUAAAUUGACAGAUUUAUUAACGGAGUUCGUGUUUCGUUUCAGUCUUCAGCUCGUCAGACCCAGACUGAGGUUUCCUGCCUCAGACACGACGGAGGGACUCAGUUAAUGCAGUUUCAAUCAUGAAACUAUAUAUUUCUUUUAGUUUCCUUGAAUUAAAUUAGAAUAUAUUUGAUUUAACAAGAAAAUACAAAUACUGGACAGACACAAGUCAGUUAAGACUGGUUCAGCACUCAGACCUGCAGUCCAGGAUCAGACUUGCAGUCCUGGAUCAGACCUGUGGUCCAGGAUCAGACCUGCAGUCCAGGAUCAUACCUGCGGUCCAGGAUCAGACCUGCAGUCCAGGAUUAGACCUGCAGUCCUGGAUCAGGCCUGCAGUCCAGGAUCAGACCUGCAGUCCAGGAUCAGACCCGUAGUCCAGGAUCAGACCUGCAGUCCUGGAAUCAGACCCGUAGUCCAGGAUCAGACCUGCAGUCCUGGAAUCAGACCUGUGGUCCAGGUUGGUGCGGGGGCCGUGCAGACAUGGAGCAGUACAGUAUUCUGGGUCGGAUCGGUGAAGGUGCUCACGGCAUCGUCUUCAAGGCCAAACACAUCGAGACCGGAGAGACGGUCGCUCUGAAGAAAGUGGCUCUGAGACGUUUGGAGGACGGCGUCCCCAACCAGGCGCUGAGGGAGAUCAAGGCGCUGCAGGAGAUCGAGGACAACCAGCACGUGAGUGUCAGAGGAUGCCAUGGUGAGGUCAGAGGUCAGCCUCACAGUGCUCCUCCUCUUCCCCAGGUGGUGAAGCUGAAGGACGUCUUCCCUCACGGGACGGGCUUCGUCCUCGUCUUUGACUUCAUGCUGUCCGACCUCUCAGAGGUCAUCAGGAACUCCCAACGACCUCUGACCCCGGCUCAGGUCAAAGGUUACAUGAUGAUGCUGCUGAAGGGCGUGGCCUUCCUGCAUCACAACAACAUCAUGCACCGGGACCUGAAGCCGGCGAACCUCCUCAUCAGCUCUUCAGGUCAUCUGAAGAUCGCAGACUUCGGUUUGGCUCGACUGUUCAGCGAGCACAGAGACAGACUGUACAGCCACCAGGUGGCCACCAGGUGGUACAGAGCUCCUGAGCUGCUGUACGGAGCCAGAAAGUACGACGAGGGAGUCGACUUGUGGGCGGUGGGCUGUAUUUUCGGGGAGCUGCUGAACUCGUCUCCUCUGUUUCCUGGAGAAAACGACAUCGAGCAGCUCUGCUGCGUCCUCAGAGUGCUGGGAACUCCAACCCAGAACAGCUGGCCUGUACGACACACACGCGCACACACACACACACACACACGUGCGCACAGAUCAGUCAAUAUCACGUGAUUGCAAACAUUGAUCUGUAAUAUCAGAUUAUCCUUAUUGAUCUUAAGGAGAGAAAUUUCAGCAGGAUCAGAAUCAGGUUUAAUGCCAAGUAAAGUUUCAGCUACAAGAAAUUCACCUUUAACAAUAAUGACUAAAAAACAUAGUAAUAGAAAACUAAAGGUAAAAGCAAAUACUGCAAAAAUCUGAAAUAUAA